GCUUAUAAAUACACAUUCACCACUCUGCAUUUUCUCAAGCUAAAGCAAAAAAGAAAAACAGUCCUUCAAUUUCCUCUAAAACUUUCCCCUUUAUUUCUCUCUCAUUUCUAUUCUUCAAAAACAAAACAAAAUUAAUAAAAAAAACUCCAAAAAUAAAAAAGAAAAAAAUGAGAACAGGAAGUGGUUUUUCUACUUCAUUACCAACAAUAAAAGCUACAUUUUCACCGCCGGCGAUAGUACAAAGAUCGCCGUGGCAUUCACCGGUGCCGUACCUCUUCGGCGGAUUAGCAGCCAUGUUAGGAUUAAUAGCUUUUGCUCUACUAAUAUUAGCUUGUUCUUACUGGAAACUCUCUUCCCAUUUAAGAGAACAUGACGAUAAUCAGUCACAAGAUGAUACUGAGGCCGGCGCCGGUGAGAAACUGGCGACCGGAGUUGUGAAGGCGGUGCCGGAGUUUGAAGAGAAGAUUGUUGUUAUAAUGGCUGGCGAUUUGAACCCAAGUUUUUUGGCUACGCCUAUGUUAAAUAAAGGCGCUGCCGCAACUUUUUUAAAUAAAUGUGAGGAGAAAUUGGAAAAGAGAAUUGAAGAGAAGGAGAAAUUAGAAGAAGUAGUGAUUGAGGUUAGAGAAGAGAGUAAUGGAGAUUCUCAACACAGCCAUGGACAAAACCAGUGAGCUCAAAAUAUAGCCUGAUCGUUUCUUCUUUCUUCAUCUUCUUUUUUUUGGGUUGAUAAUCCUUUUUUUAAUCUCCUUUUUUGCUUGAAUUUCCAGUUUUGAGAUCACAGGGAAUUGUAUAUUAUCGGUUGAGAUGAGAAAGUGUGUAAAUUUAUUUUCUAUUAUUUUAUUCUCUGUUCCAUUUUA
Molecule: messenger RNA, 857 nt
Organism: Nicotiana attenuata
Lineage: Eukaryota; Viridiplantae; Streptophyta; Magnoliopsida; Solanales; Solanaceae
Product: protein GLUTAMINE DUMPER 2-like
Exons: 1
Coding region: 168-671 (167 amino acids)
Biological process (GO): regulation of amino acid export
Source: RefSeq, a predicted model, not a curated record